AGCACUCAAAAUAAAACGACACGGGUGGCAGCAACAGCGGAGGAGGGCGGGUGGAGAUCAGGGGAGACUACAGACCCCUCAGUGUUUCCUGUUACCGCCCUGCUCCGUGUCUCGCCCGUCCCGCCCGCCGCUCACCAGCACACCACUCUCAAAGCUUCAACACAAUGCGUCAAGAGCCUACGGUGGGGUGGAGCGCAGGGGCGGGGCGGCCUCCUGUCAUCCAGCCCUGCGCCUACAGGAGUACAUCAAGCGAGGGGAUCAAGUGUUGUUGCUGCACCUGCUGUACUUGCGUUAACCUCAACUUCCUGAGAACGAAACCCGGGCUACUCAAGGUUGGAGAGAUGGUCCUGUCCGCCAUCUGCCUGACGCUGGCGCUGGACUACGGUCUGCCCUAUAGCUCCAGAAUGGGCGAGUCCUUCACAGUGUUCCUGAUUACGACGUGUGCCUGCCUCCUGGUGGUCAGCCUUCUCCUCUUCUGCUACAUCAUCUCUGCCAACUCUUUCAACCUGAUCCGCUCCUCUGUGCUGGAGACGGUCUUCAAUACCCUGGCCUGCGUGCUGUAUCUCACCUCCUCCUCCUACCUCUCCUGGUCUGUCUACAUCUGGCUGCUACCUAGCUACCGCAUCACGCCUCACUUCACUGUCUACCCCGCGAUGUCUGCUGCAUAUAUCCUGGGCUUCGUGUUGGGCGUGGUGCACGGUCUGGACGCGUGGACCUCCUACCGCCACCUCAAGGGACGGCCGAGCAUGUAGUGAAGUGGUGAUGGUUGGUGGAGGCGUAUCUUAUCUUUACUAUAUGAGGUUUUUAUCAAGUUUUCCUUAAUAAAAUAUUCUGAUUAUC
This is a messenger RNA of Scylla paramamosain (green mud crab), 840 nucleotides long. It is a transcript of the gene sing, whose product is annotated as protein singles bar-like. The record is from RefSeq and is a predicted model, not a curated record. Gene Ontology annotation, cellular component: membrane. The transcript is spliced from 5 exons. The coding region runs from base 165 to 752 and encodes 195 amino acids. Lineage: Eukaryota; Metazoa; Arthropoda; Malacostraca; Decapoda; Portunidae.